UAUUUGAGUAAAUGGUUUGCUUAUUUCUAUUGGUGUGUGUUGUGUGAGUGGAUACUGGGGUUAGUGUUUGAUAAUAAUUCCUAUUAAGGGGUGCAUGUGUAUUUAGAUGUCGCUUACACAGGUGGAGGCACCGCAUUAAAGAAACAGUACCCAUAUUUCUCUAACAGACAAAUUAUAAUUUAAAUAAGUUUGGGGAACCUAGGCCUCGUCACUUGCAGUGAGUUAGGCGUUGUGUACUCCAGACACUAACUGGGGUGUGAGGGGCGUUACAUAAGAAACACUUUCCAAUAAAAUCACACACAGAUUGAACACAAUUUACUGACAUCCCCACAAGACACGCUCAUCAGCAAAAACCGCGGACACUGUUUAGCGUUUCCCUUUUAAGUGCUGGUUUGGGUAAACGUUGCCCCUUUAAAUGAGUUUGGAGGCCCUCGCCCUUUUUAAACCCUGCAUUGAUGCACAAUGGGAUGGCAUCUUUUCCUGCGGGGAGGUUUCCCUCUGUUGCUCCUGGCUGAAGGUUUGCUGCGGGAUAUGUAAAAGUGUUCAGGUUGGCUUGUUUAUUGUAAAACUACAUAGAGUUAGAAAGCGUAAUGCUUUUUACUAGCUUUUGUGACCAGUUUUAAAACAUUUCUCUGCUGCGCGAUCCCUGGUUUUCCUUUCUCUCGUGUUCUACUGGAUCCCCUGCAGACCAGCCGGGAGAUCAAGCGGAUUGAUUAUUAUUAUUAUUAUUAUUAUUAUUGGAUGGUUCAAGAAGAGCAUCUCCUAUUGCGCUCUGUCUAUUAGUCUCCUGGGUUACCGGCGCUUCUUAGGUGCUUAUUGAGUGUUUCAUUCGUGUGUAUUCUUGUGCGUGGAACAGAAAUUAAACUGUUUGCAACCAGCGAGCCCAGCAAUCCUAUUACUGCUGUCAAACUGCCUUCCUGCAAUCUACUUUAUACACUUAAAGGGUCUUUGGUAGAAACCUGUUCUUAUUCUGGGGGUGCCGGGUUGGCCUGGUGCUCAAAGGUUGAUUGUUACAGUGUAGCGUUACAAGCGAUCCUUUUAGUGAUAGUAGUGAAUGCAUGUGUGUAUUUUAAACUGUAAAUGUUAUUGUACUGUAGUCUUUGCUUGGCAUAUAUAAUGUGUGUGUGUGUAUAUAUAUAAUUUCCUACAAUAGUAUGUUUUCUUAACUAUCAACAUCGCUUGACCCGCUUGUAUUUCCAUUUUAUUUGUCACUGUAAAUUAUAAAUUAUUCUCUAUUGAUUUAUCAAAUUACAAACCAAGAUGAAUCCCCCUUCUCAAAACACUGAGAUGUAUUCUCAUCAAAUUACCAGUAAAAUACAAAUAUAUGAUUGGUUUAAAAGGGUAGCCAGUUAAAGUUCAAAAUACUGCAUUCUGAUUGGCUAUUUGAGUGGUGCCACUUAUAAUAUUGACUACUUCCACCACAUAGGGAGCACAGAGUUGCUGCUGAACCUCUGUUAACUUUACCUGCAACACAAGUUCAGUUCUCACUUCCUCAAUACUAAGACACUCUGCUAGUAAGAUUUUGUGAAUCCCUUAACUGUCUUUUGAUUUGAUCAAUUUUACUCAUUUUUCAUUAUUAUUUUUGCUGCAGCUACUCGGCAGAACCCCCGUGUCUGAUGCCAGGGAUCGUGUGAAGAUGGAAUCCGUCCCCAUUAAAGAGGAGCUCCCUGAGCUUGAACUGGUCCCCAUUAGACUGGUUUUCUCCGGAUUGCCUUCCCUCCCCAUGAAACAGGAGAUGCCAUGUGACAGCAUCAAGACAGAGGUGUCUGGUAUUAAAGAUGAGAGCAAUGAACUGGAGAUCCCCCAGACAGCAGGACCAGGUCCCAUUAAAGAAGAGCAGCCACUAAGCAGAACCAUGUGUGAUGCCAUGGAUAGUGUGAAGACUGAAUCUGACCCAAUUAAAGAGGAGCUCCCUGAACUUGAAGUGGUCCCCAUUACACAAUUAUCUGCACUGGCUUCCCUCCCCAUUAAACAGGAGCUCUGUGAGAUCAUGCCAUGCAGCGGCAUCAAGCCAGAGGUGUGUGCUGGGAUUAAAUCUGAACCCAGUGAAUUGGAGCUCUGCCAGACAGAAGAACCAGUUUCCUUGAAAGCAGCUCCCCCUGCGCUGGGUCCUGUACGCCUGCGGGCGUGUAGUGUGGUGCUGAAGAGAAUCUGCCUGAGAGUGCAGGGCGCUGGAGUGGGAGCCAGCUCUCCCAACGGCAUGCGAGGAUGUGGAAAGGAAGACGGGGGGAGCUCCCAUUCAGAGUGCAGUCCAGCAGAUUCCAGAAGAGCAGCUAAAGCAGUUGCGAGCAGUGACUAUGGGAAUGGUGUCACCAAGUCAGGAGGUUUUAGAAUACUCCAGCAAACGCGCAGAGGAAAGAAAUUGUAUCUCUGCUCUGACCGUGGGAAGAAGUUAAGUCAUUCAGCAACCCUUGUAAUACACCAGCGAAUUCAUACAGGAGAAAAAACGUAUUGCUGCUCUGAUUGCGGGAAGGUUUUCAGUUCGUCAGGAUACCUUGUUGUACACAAACGACUUCACACAGGGGAGAAACCAUAUCACUGUUCUGAUUGUGGGAAGAGGUUUAAUCAGUCAGGACACCUUAAAAGACACCAGCGAACUCACACAGGAGUGAAACCGUAUCACUGUUCUGAUUGCGGGAAGGGUUUCAAUUUGUCCAGAUGCCUUGUUGCACACAAACGACUUCACACAGGAGAGAAACCGUAUCACUGUUCUGAUUGUGGGAAGGGUUUCAGUUCGUCAGGAUACCUUGUUGUACACAAACGAAUUCACACAGAGGAGAAACCAUAUCGCUGUUCUGAUUGUGGGAAGGGUUUCAGUUCGUCAGGACGUCUUGUUGUACACAAACGAAUUCACACAGGAGAGAAACCAUAUCACUGUUCCGAUUGUGGGAUGAGGUUUAAUCAGUCAGGACACCUUAAACCACACCAGCGAACUCACACAGGAGUGAAACUGUAUCACUGUUCUGACUGCGGGAAGAGUUACAGUGAUUCAAGGUCCUUUGAAAAACACCAGCGAAUUCACUCAUGAUAAAAAUGCAUUGCUGCUCUGACUGUGGGAAGAGUUUCUAUGAGUCACGGCACCUUGUAAUUCACGAGUGAAUUCAUGUGAGAGAGAAACCAAAACAAGAACCUUAAUUUCAGUGAUGUUCUGCAUGAAAUAACUUUUCGUUGGUUUUGCUCAGAAGAGCCAGCUUCUGUUUUAUUAUUGCAGAGCUGACUAGUGUGGGUGCCUGAGCUGAGGAGACAGACCCUGCCAGAAAUCUUUAACCCUUUCAGUAGUAUGAACGUACCGGUACGUCAUUGAAUUAAUGGUCCCCAGGGAGUAUGAAUAUACUGGUACGUUCUGCAAAUUUUGAGCUUUGAAUUUGAACUUUGAACUUGAAUUAGUGAGUCUACAAAACUGCUGAUAAUCUGAUAUUUUAACGCUGGGUGUCUGUAACACCUUUUAGUGGUCUCUUGCACCAUCUGCCAGUUACUGAUGGACUUAAACACAACAAAACCCAGUCACAAAAUCUCAACAAUGUCUGGAAAACGGCGAGAAAUGCUCUGUGGGAAAGAAGUACUAGAAAUUAUAUUGAAUUCAGAAUUACAUUCUAAUACUGAAUCGGGUCUUAGUGGAAAAUAUAAGUGAAGAAUAUUUACUUUUGAGUGGACCAAGCUCAGACAAUGUGACAAGGAUCACUGAGCUUUUUAGUAAGUUAAUUUUGUUCAUUUUUGUAAUUAAUUUUCAAAAGAGAAAAUAUUAAUGACUAUUGUCAGAAUUGCAGUUAUUUUUAAAGCAUAUACAAUGCAGUGUUUAAACCAUUGUUAGCAAUAAAUGUUAACAAUAAAUAUUAUACAUAAACUCAUCAGUACUAUAAAUAUAAAAUGAGGUGCCUAUUCCAUUAGGAAUGCAUUUUAAAGUAGCCCUGGGGUAUUAUUACUGAACCAUUGGCAUUUCAGAAAGGUUUUUUUUUUGUAAUGGGGUAUACUUAGUUAAGUAGUGUAAUUGAUUCAUUUGUACUUGAGAAAAUAAAUAUUCUGGCAUAAAUUAAUUAUAUAUUUUAUUAUCAUCAGCGGUGUUCACAGUUCUUUCUGUAUACAGGCGUUGCAUUUGAAUCACAGCCCUAUACAGUCCUGCUGUCUAUAGAGGGAGUUUUGGGGUGUAACACCCUAAUGCAGAGAUAAGCUUUCAGGGGGGAGAAAUUAGGUUAAAUUGGGUGAAGAAAAUGGUAACCGAAUGGUCUACAUGAUGUUGAACUUAUAAAUGGGAGUUUGAAUUCUCACUUUUUUCAUACAAUAUUUCUAAUGUCUGUGAUAUGGGAUUUGGAAUUGUCACUGAAAUGCAUCUUUUCUACAUACAGUAUUCUAUAUUAACACACACACACACACACACUUCUUGCUUGUACCUCAUGUGGUUUGGAAAUCUCAAACUUAAAUUAAUAAUAAAACCUGCUGCAAUUCACACAAAUGA
Polyodon spathula (Mississippi paddlefish) is the source of this 4453-nucleotide messenger RNA. RefSeq names its product zinc finger protein 79-like. Bases 1637 to 3028 code for a protein of 463 amino acids. The transcript is spliced from 3 exons. Gene Ontology annotation, cellular component: nucleus. NCBI's taxonomy places the organism in Eukaryota, Metazoa, Chordata, Actinopteri, Acipenseriformes, Polyodontidae. Gene Ontology annotation, biological process: regulation of transcription by RNA polymerase II; central nervous system development. The record is from RefSeq and is a predicted model, not a curated record. Gene Ontology annotation, molecular function: DNA-binding transcription factor activity, RNA polymerase II-specific; RNA polymerase II cis-regulatory region sequence-specific DNA binding.